Molecule: messenger RNA, 11112 nt
Organism: Homalodisca vitripennis (glassy-winged sharpshooter)
Lineage: Eukaryota; Metazoa; Arthropoda; Insecta; Hemiptera; Cicadellidae
Gene: nAChRbeta1
Product: acetylcholine receptor subunit beta-like 1
Exons: 7
Coding region: 102-1622 (506 amino acids)
Biological process (GO): monoatomic ion transmembrane transport; nervous system process; chemical synaptic transmission
Cellular component (GO): postsynaptic membrane; synapse; neuron projection
Molecular function (GO): acetylcholine-gated monoatomic cation-selective channel activity; transmembrane signaling receptor activity
Source: RefSeq, a predicted model, not a curated record
CCGGCCGGCGGUCGCCAUCGCCAUGUACCGUACAGCACAGUGUUGAGUGAGUGAAUGAGUGAGUGAGCUAGGAUGGGACUCGCAAACACUGACAGCGCACUAUGAAAUCAACUUGUCUAGCGGCGGUCAUGCUGCUCGUAUAUGGUGCCAUCUUCCCCGGGUUGUGUUCUGAAGACGAGGAACGGUUGGUGAGAGAUCUGUUCCGAGGUUACAACAAGCUGAUACGACCUGUCCAGAACAUGACUCAGAAGGUCAACGUACGCUUCGGCCUCGCCUUUGUCCAGCUCAUCAACGUCAACGAAAAGAACCAGAUCAUGAAAUCAAACGUAUGGUUGAGGCUGGUCUGGAACGACUACCAGCUGCAGUGGGACGAGGCGGACUACGGCGGUAUCGGAGUGCUGAGACUGCCACCAGACAAGGUGUGGAAACCGGACAUAGUGCUCUUCAACAAUGCGGACGGCAACUACGAAGUCCGGUAUAAGUCCAACGUGUUGAUUUACCCCAACGGCGAAGUUCUUUGGGUACCGCCAGCCAUUUACCAGAGUUCAUGUACAAUAGACGUGACGUACUUCCCGUUCGAUCAGCAAACUUGCAUAAUGAAGUUCGGUUCAUGGACCUUCAACGGCGACCAAGUGUCCUUAGCUCUGUACAAUGACAAGAACUUUGUGGACCUGUCGGAUUAUUGGAAGUCCGGCACCUGGGACAUCAUCGAGGUGCCGGCGUACCUCAAUAUCUACGAGGGUCCUCAUCCGACCGAGACCGACAUCACCUUCUACAUCAUCAUCCGUCGUAAGACUCUGUUCUACACCGUCAACUUGAUCCUGCCCACGGUGCUCAUCUCGUUCCUCUGCGUGCUAGUCUUCUACCUGCCGGCCGAGGCGGGCGAGAAAGUCACGUUGGGCAUCAGUAUUCUCCUGUCACUCGUCGUGUUUCUGCUGCUCGUCUCCAAGAUUCUCCCUCCGACGUCUCUAGUCCUUCCACUUAUAGCCAAAUACUUACUCUUCACCUUCAUCAUGAACACGGUCAGUAUUCUAGUGACGGUGAUCAUAAUCAACUGGAACUUCAGAGGUCCGAGGACGCACCGGAUGCCGCCUUGGAUCCGAGCCGUCUUCCUCUACUACCUCCCGAUCAUCCUGCUGAUGAAGCGGCCGAAGAAGACGCGGUUGCGGUGGAUGAUGGAGAUGCCCGGCAUGAGCGCUCCCCCUCAUCCCUCGUACGGGUCGCCCGCAGAGCUUCCCAAACAUCUGCCCCCCUCAGCGCCGGGCAAGAGCAAAAUGGAGGUCAUGGAGCUCUCGGAUCUCCAUCAUCCCAACUGUAAAAUUAACCGCAAAGCGAGUGCGGAAAGAAGAGAAAGCGAGAGCUCUGACUCACUGCUUCUCUCACCAGAGGCCUCGAAAGCAACGGAAGCAGUAGAAUUCAUCGCAGAACAUCUACGAAACGAGGAUCAAUACAUACAGAUCCGUGAAGACUGGAAGUACGUGGCCAUGGUAAUCGAUAGGCUGCAGCUGUACAUUUUCUUCAUCGUCACAACGGCAGGCACCGUUGGGAUCCUCAUGGAUGCUCCGCAUAUAUUCGAGUAUGUGGAUCAAGACAAGAUCAUAGAGAUCUAUCGCGGAAAAUGACUUGAUUCGCCGCUUGUUAUCGUGAUACUAAUAGGAUAUGUAUGUAAAAACAAUAAUUUAAAGUAUUGACAUUGUUUUCUUAUAAAUAUUAUAAUUAUAUUAUUAAUGAAAGUUGUGUAAAUUGAACACUGUUAUUGGCCUCCAGGAGGGUCUGUGCUUGUGGCACAAGAGAGUGACAUCUGGGCUAGAAUAGAGGGAGUUUCGACAUGAAUAUCGCCUCGAUCCAUCGACUAGCAAUACUCCUCCUACUGCCUUCAGAGCACUGGAGAGAAUGUAGUUGCUUUAUCACAUAAAUAAUUAUUACAACUUAUGAUCGUUGUCAAUAUUCCAAUUGUAAAACACAAUAAAAUAAAUGUUAAUAAAUAAAUUAAUACAAGUAGAUUCUAUGCUGUUUAGGGUAUUUUGUUUCACAUUCUUGGAACAAAAUGUAUUAUUGGUCAUAAUGUCAAAAAUAUAUAUUUUAAAUUAAAGUAAAUUAGUUCUAAAAAUUUGAUUUCAAAAGAAAUUUACUCGUUAUAAUGAUAAAAGAAAAAUAAAUUACUGAUCGCAGUUUAUGACUGCUGGUUGUAUAUCAAUCAAAAUACAAAAACUUACUGUCAAACUCAAAAAUUAAAACAAUUUUGAUGAUAAUUUGUUUAAAUUCUUUAAAAUAAUGAAGUCUUAUAGCACUAUGAUGUGGCCUUACUUUAAAAAUGAGCUCGUACUGAUAAAUUUUUUACUGUAACAAUAUAAAAUGGCGGUAUUCAUGACUCCGACUCUGGAGAAACUAGGAAGCGAACAUAAAGAGCUUGCCAAUGAUCAGGUGCCUUGAGAACAAUAUGCACGUCAUUUAUAAAUCAUUCUGUCGUUUUAAAACUAACAAAUAUUUUCCUUCAUCUCAAAUUAAUACAUUUUACUUCCAAAAAAACAAAAUUUUAAUUGUUUAGUUUUUUAAUAUUAAAGAAAACGUAGUGACCCAUAUCAAGCUACAAUGGAUUAUUUAUCCUGGAAUUGUCAUCUCUAAAAUUCAAGUAUUAAUAGACAAUCAACUAAAUAUCAUUUUUGAUAUACGGAGCAACAAGAGAUACUAUGCAAAUUGCAAACAUCGGUUAGCUAUGUGAGGGCAAUUAAAAUAAUUGUAAUCAAAACUUAUUAUUUUAUAUUUAAUGUGAAAUUACUUCAAAAAUAUUCGUUAUUAUUUAACGAGAUCUACUUUAAUGAUUAAAGUUGUUGUAAAAUAAUUUAAAUUAACCUUAGUAAUUCUAUUUUUUAAUUUCCAUUUAAAUUUAUUAUUGUUGCUUCUCUGGAAAAUUGGCAGAGGAGGUGUUUCUAUCACUACUGAAUUGACGUAUUUGGAGGAAGAAAAGUGCAUAUUGUUCUUGGGGUACGUCUCACAUAAAAUAUGCAUUUUCAAUGUUGUGUUGCCCGUUCUAGUCCAUAAUCUGAAAGUAGCGUAUAGAAAACAAAGCCUUUUGUCGCGUCUAUUAGACACCUUGCGGUGCAGAUGCCUCGCAAGUUGUCUUCUAGAGACAUCAAGGCGAAGUGUGCUCAACAUUAAGUAUCUGUAGAGACUCUUAUUUUAUUAUAAUAUUAAUUAUAUAUAAUAAUAAAUUAAUAAAGAUAAUGUAAUAAUGAAACAAGGGGGAUGCCUUGCGUAGACGAGGCCGAUGUGCUCGCGUGAAGCGUGGAGCGUGAAGCUUGAAGUUCUCUCUGUUGUGACUGUGUCGCGUUAGGCGAGUGAACGAAGUCGAGUGAGCGAGCGACACCGGACAUCGUCACUUAGCGAAAACUACUACGGGUCUCCUCCUUCACGUUACGUUGCGUUCUGUUACUGUACUGUUGUGUCCACACCACCGUAACCACAACAAAAGCUCAACACUACUGAAUUUCUAUUUGCAAUAACAUAACCGUAACAAAUUUCCUUAUGAGUAUCGAGUGAGAUUCUUUAUUUUCUAUGAAAUGAAUGAUUUGUUAUUACGUGUUACUUAAUAUUUAAGACUCUUAAUAUCAUAGUAAAAAUAGGACAGUUGAUGUGAACUCUGUACAGACACACAAGUUAUUGUUUUAGGUACUACGAAAUUAAAUUUUAUACAAACCAUCGAUUUGUAAAAUAAGUAUAUUCUUAGAAAUUAAGCAAUACCGCUUGUUUGUUCAGGAUAUUUUUUGUGUUCUGGAGAUUGAUUUUUCGUUUUUUUUUUUUUUUUAACUGAAUCGCUUUUCAGAGGUUAAGUCUUAAAAAUGCUUCCUUUCCAGUACUAAUUAAAAUCACAAACAACAAGGAAUUGGCCUUCUCUUGUUUCCGAAACUUCACAAUGUAUGAGUAAAAAUCGUUAUGUAAAAGAUCGAAUAAAGUUUUUCAUCAAGCUCAGUCUACCCUCAGCUGAAUUGAAAUGGCUAAAAUCUUGUAAACUAAUUAUUAUUACAUUGGAUAAUUGGCUUAAGAGAUUUUACUUUCUUUUUACUCAGGUUAUUAUAGUUAUAGUGCACUUUGAGGUAGUAUGAGAAAUCAAGAUGAGAAAUAAUGUAAUGAAACAGAAAUAACGUUAUUUAAGUGCCAUGUCAUCAUGUACUGCUAUUUAAGUAAAUAUAUUUCAUUCUCUCCUGCUGAGUUUAAUCAUGUUUUGGAAAAAGUUAUACUGAAUUAAACAUGCAACUGUUAAUAAUGUUUAAUACAAUGCCACAAGAACUGAAGGAAGGAAAAUUACAGGUUAAAUACUAAAUUGAGUUGACCAAUUCCAGAAUGUCUUGUCCAUGUUUUUCAAAAUGCUUGUUUUUCUGGUGUCAUUCCAAUUUAUAACAAUUCUUGUUACAUGAUCAACACAUCCUUUUUACUUAAAAAAAUCUUGCCUAGAUUUCAAAAAUUGCUCUUGUUCAUCAAUAUAGAGGAGAACAUGUUCAUGGAAUAGUUGUACAAAAUGUAUCCUCUUGCUAGUGUAAUUAAGAUUGGCUACUGCCUUAACAAUUCCAAACCGUCUCCAGUAUUGGAAACAUUUUUAAUUGAAUUGUCAUUUUACUCAUUGUGGGAAACAAGUUUACAAUUUUAUUGGAAUUGUAAUGGCAGCCCUGAUUGACACACAGUAAAAAAACUUACAUUCAAUGUUUAGCUAUAAAUAAGUUGUCUUCCUCUUUAGACCCAUAGAUAGUAUAGUUAUGUUCUUUAACUGAAAGAUCAUGGGUUCAUAUCCCAGGUAACAUCAUGAUGGAAUUGCAGUUGACACCAAACUAGCCAGCAUAACAGCUAAGGUUUGACAGACAGAGACCAAACAACAUUUUGGAAACAUAACCCUAUGUGGCUGUCCACUUUAUACUUGUUUUAUUUAGGCAAGAUAAUUGUAUAUUAUUAUCUUAAAUUUUAGUAAUUUUAUUAUAACAUUAAGCAAAAAAAAAUUUAAAAAACAAACUAAACGUCUGCCCUUGGCAAGAUGGCUUCCAAAAUGUCCAAAGCAUCUCGUCUGGUAUUGUUACUAAUCGUCUCUUUUCCUAAUGGUUUUGCCAAAUUACUUAUUAAACUAGCUUGUAGUAAUUACAGCUUUUAAAAUAAACAUCACAAAUAUAUAAACAAUCAGUUAGAUAUUGAUACAUUCAAACAAUUUAUAAACUAUUGCUAAAUCUUAUUUCUCCAACAGUUGACUUAAAUGGGCAAGAGACCAUUUGGAAAUGGUCAACUCAGUUAAUAGUCUAUACUGAAUAGGGGCUUUAAUUGUAAUAAAUAUUCAUGUAUUUUACUCCCACUGUAUCAAAAUUUUGUCAAUGAUCUACAUAAAUUAAUUUAUGAAUGUUAAGUAAUUUACUUGAUGAAAAAUAUAAACCUGUGUGUAGUAAAGAAAAUGAGAUGUUUGCAUUGUAACUAAAAUUUCUUCCAUAACUCGUAGUUAAAAAUUCAAUUUGAAAUAAUGUUAAAUCGGCCUAAAGCCAUCUACAAGUUAUUCAGCGUGAGACCAUCCUGUACAGUUUAGUUCGGCCUAAUUCUGCUGGAAUUGUUAUUUUGUAAUAAGUUAUUGUGUUGUUUUUAUAUUAUUGAUUUCCUUGCAUUUACUAUUAUUACACCAAACGAGACAUAUUUUAAUACUAGACUUUAAUUUUAGUAUUAAAUUACUUACAUAAAUACCUAAUGUGUUUUAAUUAGUACAUUGGUUUGCUGCCAAAAAGUGAUUUCCAUUAAUAAAAUAUACUCUUUGUAUGUAUGUGUGAUUGCAUGAAGAAAGUUGUUGUGAGUUUUAAAAGGAACGCUUUCCAAGGUGGAAAAAAUACUAUUUGAAUAUUAUAUAUUUCUAUUUAAAUUUUACUCAUCAGUCUUAAGCAGAUGUAAAUAUUAUUCCUUUUUGUUAAUACGCUAAAUAUUUACAAUAUCAAGGUUUCACUUUCUUUUGGAAAUGCACUUGUUUUAAACAAAUCUGACAGAUAUCUGGUUAAGUAUAAUUUUAGUAGAUUUUUAAUAAAUGUAUUUGGAUGAAAAAACGUUUUAAGAAAUGUUAAUUUUAAUUAAAACUGUUGACAGAGAUAAUAUGGCAAACUUAUAUCAUUGAAAUUAUUGUAAGGCAUUAUUAAGUUUAAACAUAAUACAGUAGGGUCAGAAUUUCAUGUGUAAAAAGUCUUAAAUCAUUUUUGUAAUCUUAUCGCAAUGGAUGUAAUGAUUUUAUUGUUCGUGAAAAUUAAUUGUACAAAAUAAUUGUAUCUAAGUACAGUAAAUCUAGUAGAUGUUUCAACAAGUUUCUACACGAUGUAUUACAGAAGCUUGAUGAAGUUCGAGCUGUUAUUGAAUGGUGUGUUUAAUUUUUUUUUAUAAUUGGAAGUGAUUUUUUAUAGUUUUUUAUUUACACUGUUGUGAGUCAAAAAUCAUUCCUCUGUAAUUAUGUUAUUAUCACUUACAUAAGUUUUGGUCUUGUGAAGUUGGUAAGCCAUAAGAACACAAAAAGUCACAAAUGGUUCCAAUAUUAAUUAAAUACCACUAAAAUAACUAUGAAGUUAAACAAAUAUAAAUAAUUAUCUAAACAAAGUAACCCCAAAAAGGUGACAUUAUUGUAUGUUUUUACAAUGCAGAAUAAGCUGUGCAAGGUACAUCAAAAUCUAAUGAUGUAAGUACAUCUUGCCAACUGAACAUAAUUAUUAUGUCCAGCACACCUCUGACGUCACUUCAGUUCACACUUAAGCCCUUCAUUGUUUUCCACAUAGCACACAAAACACAAAAAAAAAAACAAUUAAUUAUCCAAUUCACACAGACACAUUACAGCUUUGUAUGCGCCUACAUUUUAUACAGCAAACCACAAAAAGAACAGACGGACUAAGGACUGAAUUUCAUCCAAUAGAGAAAUACAUCAAUUGAUUUUAAUUAAAUACUAAAACACUCCUAACUAAGCCAUACUUUAAUCCAUAUUUACACAACACCCAACUUUUUCUGCAGAAGAUAGUCCGGAAAACUACAGGAAACACAAACACAAAUUAUUUUUGUAAAACAGUUGAAACAUUACAUUUUGUUAAUGUGGAGAUUACCAAACGUGUGAUCGUUUUCACAUCCUGUAAAAAAACCAUUGUGUAUGCCAGCUGACAACCCAUAAAAAUGGUGUUAAGGUCUUAGCCAUCUAAGACGGUCAGAAAUUGUGAACAAAUCUAAAUUAAACAAACAGAAAAAACUAAUAUAGACUAAAGUUUUUUUUUAAGUCUCCAUUUUUAGCCAAGCCAUUUUUGGGAUGGACUUGUUUUCUUUCAAAGCACAAAAUUGUAUACAAACUAUAGGACUUGAACCAUUAAUCUCUCAUUGAAAGAGCUGCGCCUAACAAUAAGGAUUCAUAUUUAGUUACAAAAAUAUUUACAUGUUUUUGAUUUUAUAUGUAGAAAUUUUUCAAAUCCUUUGAAUAAAUCUGUUUAUAUUUUCUUCCUCUGUGUAUUCUGAUUUUCAACCACACACUAUGAACUAUUCUGUUGAAAAUAACCUGUGUCCAAAACAUAAAUUUGGGCAGAGUUUACAUUUGUUUACUUUUCUUAACAAGAGAUUUAUAAUACUCGCCAUGAUUUAAACUAAAAAUUAAUCGAUUUUUCAUGUGAAAACCAAUUACAACGGCACAAAAAUUGUUAAAAUCAGUUUGGUUUUGUAUUCAUGUCAUUUAGCUAGUAACUUUCUUAUCCAGCAUGUAUAGUUUAUGUUUUAUCUCUAAAAUCAAAUGUGAUAUUCGUUUUUAUGUAAUUUUCCUGAAACAGAAAAAAAAUAGAAGGGUUCUCCUAUAAAAAUUAUUUAUUGUAUUCAAGAUUUAAUGUUGAAUUGUUGAAACUUAACAAUGCCUAGGGUGUUCACAAAUAUUAAACUUAAACCCAUCAUACUGUGUGAAAACAUAUAUAUUAUUGAUUACAACUAACUUAAUUGAACCGACUUUUUAUAUUUAUAAGUUUAUUUUAUUUUAUUAUUAAGAGUACAGUUUAAAAACAUAUUUUACAUAUUAAAGUAUAAAAGACGAGCUCCUCCUUACCACACUUUUAAAUAAACUCUAAAAAUAAUGUAACAUAAAUUACAAUCUUUAUCCAAGAUUUCCAUGUGUGUUAUUUUACUUUAGAUAAGAAUAAUGCUAACUUGUAUGUUUUAACUUGUAAAUAACAUUACUUAUCCAAAAAUGUGUAAAAUAGAUGCUAAACUUGCUUUUUAUUUAGAGUUUUUAAAGUCACUGGUACAUGUUAACUAAUACAAAUACGAGAGUGUAUCUACGGAAAAAGAAAUGUAGUGAGCAGAGAAGGUAUUACAUUGUAAGAUAUUAAUGAAGUGGUGUUAAAAUAAAAUUAGUUGAAUUUGUUUUAUUUCAGUAGCAUUUUUAUUUUCUUUCUUAGACAAUCUAUGCAAAGACUUAUUGAACUACACAAUAUGUUUAAAACAUAAAUAUAUUAUAUAUAUUCGUGAGAUGUCUUGAAUUCCCGACACGAAUUGUAUGUCAGUUUGUAUGUGUGUAUGUAUGACACUAUUUUGGAAGAAUAUACUGCCUCAAUAUGUUAAGACUAUGUUAAAAGUGAAACCUGUAUAUUACAAAUUGUGUAUAAAACUAUAUAUAUAUACAUUAUAUAUAUAUAAGACUUGAGUACAAUACAAGGAAGGUUUAAAGCUCGGUAGAUAUAUUCGAUUUGUUAUUACUAUGUAUUUUAUUAUUUAAAUGUGAAAAUUACAUUUUGUUGGUUAUGAUUUAUUGUGUGAUUGCCAUGUGUGGAAAUCCUAUGUAUUCCUCUAGUAAAACCUUUACGCUGAUGUGAGGGGAUAAAAGAGUACGAGGGUCAUAAUCGGUAAAACAGAAAAGUUCAAUGGUAUUAAAAAUACAAUUAGUUUAUAAAAAACCUAAUACAUAGUUUUCAUCACCAACAUGUAAAAAGUAAAAGUUUUAGCAAUGUCAAUACAGUACUUGAAAAUUUGAUUAUUUAAAAACAUUUAUUUUUAUAGUAUCUUCGGCACUCUUAUAAUAAUUGUAUAAAAAAAGAAGAAUUGGAAAAGACAUCUAAAAUUAAACACCACAAGCCCAUAUGAAAUAUUCUCACUGGAUGUAUGUAAUGUCAUUUGAUUGAAGUAAAAAUAUUUUCAUAGUUAUUACAAUAAACUGUUUCGACAACAAAAAAAUGCCUUAACUAUUAUUUUCAACGGCUUUCCUAAUUCUGUCAUACGAAUUGACAUGCUGUUCUAUACUACUCCAUUCAGAUUUCAAUAAACAACACCCAAGAAAACAAAAUUUGUUUUUAAAUAUUGUUUGGUGCUUUGUGGGAAAUUGCUUAAAGUAGAGAUGAUUUAUUGUUCAGUACAUUGGCCAAACAAUGGGAAAAUCACAACUGAAAUUUGAAUAAAAACCGUUAAUGCUUUUUUUACAAGGUAAAAUAAUCGUAAAUAACACAAUAAUAUAUCAUAUUUAUUUUUAACUUUAGUUACUCAAUUGAUGUAAUUAGUCCAAUAUUUUCAAUAAUAAUGUAUGAUUGUGUAAUGCUAAAUAUUUUAUCAACUUAAAAAUCUAAAAGUGUAACUGUAAUAAAUAUCUACCUAGUAGCUAUUGUACUUGGUUUUAGGUGUUUGAAAAGGAGGCAUUUUGAUCACUGAUUUUGUUUUCAUACACAUAGGUUAAAAUAAACCAUGAAUUACAGGAAUUAUUUUUAUUAAAACUAAACCCUCGCUUAAGUGUUGUAAAUAAAUAUGACAGAUUAUAUACCACAUAACGUAUACUUAUCACCAAUUUUGUAUAAUUACAACAUAAUAAAAUAAUGUUAUUGAGUAUUUUUCCUAUUUAUGUAAAUAUUAAUUUAGACAACAAUGAACCAUUUUUGUUACAUAAAUAAUAUGCAUUUCACCUUUUGUUUUGAAGACGUUAAAGUCUACUAUAAGUGAAAAGUAUCUGUCGCAGCUUAAUUGUCAUUACUACAAUGUAUUUUAAUGUAAAAUUGUACCUAAAAAUAAACACAAGAUUUUUUUCUAAGUCGAAACAACAGUUCAGUGUUUGUUCAUAAAUUGUAAAGAACAACUGAGGGCUCCGAAUUGUUAGAUUCGCCGAAGUAGAUUGCUAAAUGUUUGCUUUAUGGUGUCCCAAAGUGUCUGCACCCCUGCUUUCCCCUUCCUUGUUUUGUAAAUACAUUAACUUGUCGGUGGAAACAAGACGAGAGCCAAAACACAAGUGACGUGUAUACAUCCCAACAUCUAGCACAAAGCUGAAGUGACAUCACUUAAAUGUUUUCACUUCUGCCAAAUUAUAUGUUUCCAGUACAUGUGUUGGUACUGAGGUAUCAUUAUUUCCCUAAGUGGUGUCACACAAGUGAAGUAAACUCGUCACUUAAACUACAUCAUUUGACUGUACAAAUGACAUCAAUUCAGAAAAGGCAGGCACUUGGACUGAAGUAUCAUUUUAGAGCAUUCACCCAUUGGUACAUUUGUAAGUGGGUUCCUAUACCUUUUUUUGAGAAAGAACUCUUUUUAAACAGCAGUUCGUAAGCGAUAUAGUAGAAAAUAUAUAUAAUUUUUGAAGCAGAAGAUUUGAUCCCUUCCACUCACAACUGGGCACCAGAAAGUGAAAUCACUUAAGAGUUGAUUUUUAUAAAAAUAUUAUAAUGUACCUUAGGAUCACAUCACAUUAAAAUUUUAUUUGUAUUAAUCUAAAAAUCUAUUUUGAUACUCUUUCACUUGUCAGUAAUUAAUGUUGCUUUAGGACAAGUGUUUCUGAAAAAAGCUGAAAUCUGAAAUGAUGUCGCUUUUCAUUCAUUCACUUGAACAUUUACUCCAGUAAUGACCACAUUUCGCUCACAUUUAUCUGUAAAAAUAAACAAUAUUCCUGCCAUACAUUAUCAAUAACAUAGACAUUCUUUAACGUGGAAUUUUCAACCGAAAUGCUAAUAUUUAUUUUAUAUAUCAUAAAAAACUUGGUUCAUGUAUGUUACAAAAACUAUCAUCACAUUUAUACUAUAAUACAAUAAAAAUAGUUAAACCUAACUUUUUAAACAAAAUGAUUGUCAAUAAUAUACUAAAUCAUUUAAAUUUGUAUGUAAUAAAAUAAAUGUAAUGUUAACCGCA